AUAGAAAUCCAUAAUGGGACGAAGAUUAAGGAAGAGCCUGUCGAUACAACAUCGAAUACAAUUGAAUAUGAUACUCCUAUAGUUAGAAAUUAUUAUAGUUUAAUUGAUCAUGAUCAUCAUUAUUGCGACAAAUCAUUAUCUAAUAAGUCAUAUAAAAGCAUAAAUAACACAGGAAACGGACAUUCAUCGAAUGCACAUACAAACGACGUAACUAAUACUGUUAAUACAGAUCGUAAAAAUGUAAAAACAAAGAAAGAAAUAGAUAAUACCUUACCACGUUUUAAGAAACGAAAAUAUUCCAAUGAAAUCUUUAGUAAUAAAAACACUAGUACACUAUGUUCAGUAACCAAAAAUGUUAAGAGAAAAAGAAAACAAAAAAGCAUUACAUUAGAUUAUAAAAAAAAAAUACAAUGUAAGAAUAAAUUAGUAAAAAAGGAAUUUACAUGUGACAUAUGUUUUAGGAAAUUCAGUUGUCUUUCACAUUGGAAAAUCCAUAAACAAUAUUACGAACUUGAUAAAAGGAAUAAGUGUAAGGUUUGUAAUAAAUAUUUCAUAGCUAACGACAAAUUACAGUCUGAUACGUGUCAUUGCGUACAUAGCAUGCGUAGUACAUACUUAUCUUCAUACAAUUGUAAUUUUUGCAGUCGUACUUUUAAGAAAAAAUUGCUUUUACAAUCUCACUUAUUUCAUGUACAUAAUGAGUUAAUAUGUUUUAAUAACACUGUUAAACGUGAGACUUCCAAAUCCAAGAUCUUUAAAGUAAAUAAAUCUCCUGAAAAUGAUAUUUUAAUAACUAGUGCAAGUGAAAACUCAUUAUGUUCAAAUAAUCUUGUUCAAUCAGGAAAGAUAAAUACUACGCUUAUAAAUAAAUCUCGUAACGAUGAUGUGAUUAAUACUGAGAAAUCAAGAACCGAAAAAUUAUUCAAUAACGAAGUGUCGCCAACUAAAAGAUUACGACAACCAACAUUAACGGAAUAUCUUGAGCUUUGCAAAAAAAAACGCAAUAUUAAAUUUAGUCCAAGUAAAUUGAACAUUACAAAAGAUGAUUUUCCUACGUGUGCUUUACAUCGUGAUGAUCAAAUAAAAAAACUUCCAGUAGAACAAAAUGGACAAAUUGAUCUUUUAUCUACACAAUCAGAUAAUCUUCUAAAACGAACAGUACGUUCUAUUCAGAAACAAAGUAUGAAACAUGAAAUGCAUAAAAAGCCAUUUGUAAAACUACAUGCAGAUGUUGAAAUGAUGAAGUCUUUUCUAGAAAAACUUUCUGAUACGGUUGUCGAAAAUAAAAUAACCAAAGAUGGAACCAGUAAUAUUAUUUCAUAUGAUCGUGGAAUACCUUACAGUUUACGAUCUUUAAAUGGAAUUUCUUCCAUGGAAGCAAGUGCAAAUUUAGGAAUGAGGAAGAACAAAAAUGUAUCUAAGAAGUCUCGAUUUGGUACAGAAUUUAAUAUUAAAAAUAAAGAAAACGGGGUUUUAAAGCAAACGAUUAAUUUAGAAAAGAUAACUUCUAAAGUGGAUUGGAAAAUUAUUAUGGCUUAUUUUAAAUGCAAGGAGUGUACAAUUUUUUUAACAAGAUGUGAUGAACAACCAAGAAAUUCUUAUCAAAUUUCUGCUCUUAAAACCAAGAAAAACACUUGUCUUACUUCUGGAUGCAACUUUCAAGAAAGUGAUGUACGAAAUGAAGUGAAGCUAAAAGACGUAGAGGUUUCUUUGGAACGUUUAACAGUUGUUCCAACUGUACAUAUAAAAGAAAAAACACCGGAUGUUGAGAAACACAAUAACAAUUAUUUUUUGUGUAAAGUUUGUAAGGAGAGUUUUUCUUCAAAAUUGGCCAAACGUAUACAUAUUAAGUCGUCUCAUAUAGCAUAUAUGUCAAGCAUAUGUGGUGCACGUUAUAAGUUGAAGCAUAAAUUACUUCAACAUUAUCUACGCGAACAUGUUUCUAAACAAAAUCAAUGUUGUAUUUGUUAUAUGCUAUUAUCUGAUUAUGAAGCGUUGAAGCAACACUUAAAUGUUCAUUGUCUGAAGUAUAUUCAACGACAGGAUGAUCAAUAUUUAAUAGAUACUGAAUUAGAAUGCAACUUGACCAAAAAAUCUAAGUAUCUUCGUGACGAGACAUUCUUGUCACGAACAUCUUUGAAGGAACAUCAAAGUCAUUGUACAGUACAAAAAGAAAUAGAAGAAGAUCAGAAAGAUUCCAUGGAAGAAGCAAAUUCAUCCCCAAAGGAUAUUUCUGAAGUACAACAUGAGAAGCCCGAUGAUAUAGUUGACAUAAUAUGUCACGAAAAAAUUAAUCUGGAUGAUUUAUGUAAUCCAUUAAAUAGCGACUGUGUAAAAAAAUCGAAUGAACAUCAAAUAUCGUUUCAUAAAAAAGAACAAGAAAUCAAUGAAGCUAAUCAAAACAUUCUUGUUAAUAAUAACUUAAUUAAGGACAAAAUAGGAACUAUUAACGAAUCGCAACACCCUAAAAAGCUUUUGGAAAAUAAUUCCACAAUUAGUAAUCAAGAUGUCGCGAAUACACAAUUGAAUAACAUUGCAACAAAGAAUGGAACUUAUCCGUGCAAUAUAUGUGGAAAGCAAUUUCAAACUCCCAAGAAUUUGGAAAUACAUGUACGCAAUUUUAGCUUUACCCCUGAUAUUUGUCCAUUGUGUGGCACUGGAUUUAGUUCUAAACGUUUUUUACAGUCACAUAUUACUGCAGCGCAUGUACCACAUAUUUCAAAAACUUACAAUUUUCAUUGUGUAUUCUGUAACCAAGGUUUUUUUAAAAAACACGAUCUUCGGUCUCAUAUAUUACACUUACAUGGUCAACAAGUACUCAAUACGCUCACAUGCAAUCCUAAUAUAAAUCAAGAGAAAUCCAACAAAUCAGUUACCCGUAGCACAGUAUGUAACGUUUGUAAUUUGGUAUUUGAAACUCAUGAUCGCUAUGUUGAGCAUCGAAUGUACUAUUAUAAAAAUCAUACAUUUAGAUGCUCACUCUGUGAACAAAACUUUCAAGGAAUGUACAUGUUUCAUCAUCAUAACAAACUUACACAUUGUCCAGAAGAUAAACGCAAAUCAUACAAUCACAUCUGCGAGAUAUGCCAUGAGGGAUUCAAUCAUGAGUCACAUUUUUAUUCGCAUAAUAUGCAUGUGCAUUCGAAUGAAGUGAAUUUAGGUGAAACUGCAAAAGAAUCUAAAGAAGAUACCAAGAAUAGAAGCCGGGAUUCAUCCAACGUCCAGAAACAGAUUAGAAAUUGUUCUACGGAUCAAGAAAACCAAAAUGAUCAAUCCAAUGAGUAUACUUGCCAAAUUUGUCAGAUGAAAUGUAGAAAUAUGGAUCAUAUGGUAAUGCACAAAGAAUUUUAUUCUAAUGAGGGAGAUUUUAAAUGUGACAAGUGUAAUAGACGAUGCAAAACAUUUGAUUUUCUUAACCAACAUAAGAAAUUAACUCACUCUUGUCGAGAUGUUUAUAAUGGACAUAUGUGUCAUAUUUGUGGCGAAGUUUUGGAAACAAGUAUUUCAUUGAAAUGUCACGAAAAACACUUCCACUCAAAUAUUAUCAGCAAUAAUACGGAUAAUUGGAAGAAUCCAGAAGAAUUGAGUAAUCAGUUAUUAUCUUUAAAUAUAAUAUAUCCAGGUAAAUCUAAAAACAAUACAUGUAAUGUAACUGAAUACAAAUGCUUAUUUUGUGAUAUGAAGUUCUCUACUCCUAACACUGUCCAAACACAUAUUGUUUAUGUUCAUAUGAAUGAUAUGAUAGCUGAACGAGCUACUUUAAAACUUGCUCUUCCCAUUACUAAUAACAAUAGCAUUCAGAAACAAUUUGAAAUUGGUCAAAUACCAUCAAUAUCGUCAAUGUCAUCUUCAUCUUCAUCAUCGUCAUUAUCAUCAUCAUCAUCAUCAUCA
Messenger RNA from Trachymyrmex septentrionalis, 3891 nucleotides. RefSeq names its product zinc finger protein 607-like. The transcript has a single exon. NCBI's taxonomy places the organism in Eukaryota, Metazoa, Arthropoda, Insecta, Hymenoptera, Formicidae. The record is from RefSeq and is a predicted model, not a curated record. Gene Ontology annotation, biological process: regulation of DNA-templated transcription. Gene Ontology annotation, molecular function: DNA-binding transcription factor activity, RNA polymerase II-specific; RNA polymerase II cis-regulatory region sequence-specific DNA binding. The annotation marks the transcript as partial.